Messenger RNA from Diaporthe amygdali, 2151 nucleotides. RefSeq names its product transcriptional regulator prz1. The transcript is spliced from 2 exons. Gene Ontology annotation, molecular function: RNA polymerase II cis-regulatory region sequence-specific DNA binding; DNA-binding transcription factor activity, RNA polymerase II-specific. Gene Ontology annotation, biological process: regulation of transcription by RNA polymerase II. Gene Ontology annotation, cellular component: chromatin. NCBI's taxonomy places the organism in Eukaryota, Fungi, Ascomycota, Sordariomycetes, Diaporthales, Diaporthaceae. Bases 1 to 2151 code for a protein of 716 amino acids. The record is from RefSeq and is a predicted model, not a curated record.
AUGGACCAACAGCAGGGAAGGGGUCGUUCCCCUUCUGCUGCCGCACAUCAGCAACAGCCUCAUAUAAAUCAAAGCCACUCUCCUUCACCCGCCCGACCAUACCCUGCUGAAGCCUCAAACAUCGGCCUAGGUAUUGAUUUGGAAUCUCAAGCACAGCCCUUUGCCGCCGGCACCUCGGACUACUCCACCUAUAACGGCAGCAACUUCCUUGACCCUCAACAGGGCCAGUCCUUCUCGGGUGACCCGUCGUUUCAGAGCUUCACAGCACAGCUGGAGGGAACCAACGACCUCUCCUCGUUUGCACAGCAGCAGCAGCAACAGCAACAACAAGUACCCCAGCACACUCUAUCAAACAACUUUCAGGACGACUUCACCAUCUUCCCCUCUACAACAGGAGAGCAACAGUACGGUACUUCCCUAUUCGCCGGCGACCCGGGACUUAACCCGGCCCUUGGCGGUCCGGACAACAGCAUGGCAUCGGCGCAACCACACCACAGCCCCACACCACCUCACCUACUGAACCAGGAACCAACGUCAGCUCAUCACUCUCCCAACUUCAACCAGAAUCAAUUUGCGCAGCGUCCGAGGGGUCAUUCGCGCAACGCAUCCCUUGGCGUUGAGGCUGCCUUGCUUCCCGGCCAGGACUGGAGCAACGUUCCUCAAUUUCAAUCACACAGGAGAAGCCCUUCUGAAUACUCCGACGUGUCGUCUGUCGGCCACUCGCCGAACCUGAUCGCCAACGACAGCUUCGAGCAUAUGGACCCGAGUCAUUCCCCUAUGCAACGCCCUCAGGACCCCGCCGUACUUCAGGAGCUCCACGGUAUUGGUAGCUUCACCAUUUCUGACAGGGGCCGUAGUCCGUCUCAUAGUCCUGCCAUCUCCCCUAGAAUACUGCCUCAGCAGCAAAUGGCCGACGUCACUCAACACAACUUCACCCUGGGAAGCAAUGGCUUCGUCGGUGCUCCGCCCCCUCAGUACGGCCUGCAGGCCCCUGAGGCUUUCCCCCAACUCCAACAGACCAGUGCCCCGAGCGAGGCAGCUCAAAGUAUGCCUCAGCUAGCCGCUCCUACCAUCAACAUCGAUUAUGCCCCACCACCAGUGCGGAGCAACUUUGACGGCAGGUCGUCAAUGGAUACGGAUGCUCUGACACCCCCAGAACGAGGUCGCCAGCGUGCCAGACCCAGGGCUGUCACUGAUCCCUACAACAGUGGUGCUUACCGGCAGACACAAGGGGGCUCAGCAUCUCCUCAUCUCAGUGCUACACUGUCCCCUAACAGGGAUGAUUCAUCUCGGUCUCUCUCGCCUCUUGACCGUCAGCAGUCUGCUUCUCCUAGUAGAAGACGUCAAUCAACAUCUGCUGUGCCUAACAACGUGAUUGCGCUUCGCCUUGUGGAGGGUGAGAGCAACGCAGACACGUCAGGGGGACCCAAGCGCGUGCAGAAACACCCUGCAACAUUCCAAUGCUCACUUUGUCCCAAACGUUUCACCCGUGCCUACAAUCUGCGCUCUCAUCUUCGCACUCACACAGACGAGCGGCCUUUCGUGUGCACCGUCUGUGGCAAAGCUUUCGCACGACAACAUGACCGGAAGCGCCACGAAGGUCUCCAUUCCGGGGAGAAGAAAUUCGUAUGCAAGGGUGACCUCAAGGCUGGCGGACAGUGGGGCUGUGGUAGGCGCUUUGCCCGUGCUGACGCGCUUGGACGACAUUUCCGCUCCGAAGCUGGUCGCAUCUGCAUCAAACCACUCCUUGACGAGGAAAUGAUUGAGCGACAACGACAAUGGGGCGAGCAGCGACUCGCGGCGCAACAAGCUGCCGCAGCGCAACAGCAGCAGAUGGCUAUGGGCGGUCUCAUGGCACCGCCUGCCCUUGACAAUCAAGGUUACCCAGCUUCAGGAGGAUACAUGCUUCCACAGGCGCUGUUGGCGCAAUACCCAGCGCUUGCAAACAUGGACUGGGGAGCAGCAAACAUGCAGGGCGACGUGAGCGACAUGGGAGAUGAUCUGAGCGGUCGGUCGAGCUUUGAUGCUUCUGACCUUGAGAAUGAGAAUGAUGACGGCUAUGUUUCUGGACCAGGGACUGGAUUCGGCCCUGGGGGGAUGACUGAGGGCUUUGGCGAAAUUGGUUAUGCUAGUGACUAUGGUGGCCGUUAA